AUGGAGGAAAGAAGUAUACAACGAAAAGCUCUUGGAAGAACAGCAGAGAUCGGGGCGUUAUACAAUUCGGCGAGAGAUUCUUUCUGUGGAACUACGCUUCUACAGACAGAAACGCACACUAAUAAGGUGGAUAGUCCGCAUUCUGAGCUAUCAUACUCGUAUGAAGACUCUUAUAACGAAAAAUUCAGCAAGUUAAAUAUAGAAGCUGAAUUAAAACUAAGCUUUCUCGCGGGAUUGGUUUCAUCGGAAGCAUCGGGCAAAUAUCUAAGCAAUAUAAAAAAAAGUUCAAAGACUGUCAAAGGUACUCUAAUAUACAAAGUAACUUUGGUCUCUGAAACAUGGGAUAUUUAUCGGGAGGAUGUUAAAGCAAGCAUUUCGAUUGACGCGUUAAAUAAUCCAGAUGCUACACACGUUGUGAUAGGCAUAAAAUGGGGAGCAAAUAUCAUGGCAUCGUUCGAAUAUAAUGACACUAAUGAAGAAAAUAAGUCUCAAAUCGAAGGAAGUUUAAAGGCUAAUUUACCAAAUCUUAUUAAGCCAUCGGGAGGCGGACAUUUACACAUUAGAAAGAGUGAUGCUGACUUUAUGAAUAAGUUUUCGAUAAAUAUUGUUGGUGAUAUUGUCCCUAAUGAGAAAGCACUUCCCCAGUCCUUUGAGGAAGCAAAAAAAAUUGUAGCUUCACUCCCUCAAUGCACUAAAGAAUAUAAUAACGGAAAAGGAGUACCGGUUGAAUACACUCUUCUUCCCUUGUCAGAAUUGGCAAAAAUUCUCAAUCAUCGAAUCGCAAUCAAUAAUAUCAUAACGAAUUUAAAUGAAGAAACUAUUAUAAGAGUAGAACAACUAUUCGAUAGUCUGAUAAAAUCAAAACAAUCACUUAAUGAUUUACAUGAGAGUGCAAAGUCAAUUUCGGAUUUUUUACCAGAAAUAAUUCUCAACGAAAUCAAUACAUAUUUAACUAAAGUUAGCACAGAAGAAGCGAAAUUUAGACGUGAAUUGGCAGAAUCUCUUGUCAAAGUACGUAGUGGUAAGGAAGGAAUCGAUAAACUUGAGAGUAAAUUAAAACAAUUCGAAAAUGGUGCCUUAUCAAAGCAAUCAAUUAUCGAGUUCAUCGACAAUCAUCGAUUAAUAUACACAAAGAUUGAGUUUAUAUCUGCUCUAAAGGCUAAUGAAAUACGGUAUCUUGGUAAAAAGUCCACCAUUAAUAAUAUCUUAUUUAAAUAUCAAGAUGAUCAAAUAUUUAUAUUAUUUUUUGAUGACGAUGAUAAUUUUAUUGACGGCAAAACAUCCCCAAUAUAUAAUAUGUUUAGAGACUUGUCAACUAUCGAGAAACAAAGCAAAUUUAUCAUGGCAAAUCUGAAAUUAUUCAAAGAUAUAGAAAGACCAGUAAUUCAUCAUUAUAAUAAUGGAAGAGUAUGCAGUGAUGAUUAUUAUAAUGACAAAAAAGAUUUAUUUAACUCAAAUCUUGUUAAAUUUGAGCCAGCACCAAUUCUCAGAUCAUAUAAUUCUGGCGAAACAUUAUCUUUACCUUGUCCUGGGUUGAAUUGCUCUAAGAAUACUUGCAUUUGGAAAUGCUAUAAUUGUGAACAGAACGUAGAAUAUAAUUUUAAUCGACAUUUUUAUUGUAAAUGUGGUGAAAGUAAUAUUACGGAUUGUAAAUUCAAAUGCAACAGCCCUCGUCAUACUGAAGGUUUUAUGGAAUACGACGAACGAUUAAUUCACGAUUUAUUACCAAAGCCACCGAAAGAAAUUAACAUAUUAUUACUUGGAGAAACUGGUGUUGGAAAAUCUACAUUUAUAAAUGCAUUUGCGAAUUAUCUCAAAUAUGAUUCAUUAGAAGAUGCAAAAAAAAGUGAAACAGUCGCGCUAAUUUCAUCAAAAUUUAAUAUAACGGAUAAGAAUUACGAAACAAAAGAAAUUAAAAUAGGUGAAGAAGAUGAAAAUGAAAAAUUUGAUGUCGUAGGUGCAUCAGCUACUCAAGAAUGCAAAAGCUAUGUAUUUCAUCAAUCUGGUAAUCAUAGAAAUAUAACGAUAAGACUGAUUGAUACUCCUGGAAUAGGAGAUACUCGAGGAUUAGAUCAAGACAAAAAGAAUUUCGAGAAUAUUUUAAGAUAUAUCAGUUAUCACAAUCAUUUGAAUGGAAUAUGUGUUCUUCUCAAGCCAAAUGAAUCUCGUACAAGCGUAUUAUUCAGAUUUUGUAUUCAAGAAUUAUUAUCUCAUCUUCAUAAAAGUGCAAAGGAUAAUAUAGUGUUUUGUUUCACUAAUGCUAGAGGAACAUUAUAUCGCCCAGGCGAUACUUUACCAUCACUUAAAAAACAUCUGAGAGAUAUCCAAGAACAAUUUGGUGUUGAAAUAGAAGCUGUCCGUGACACGAUGUACUGUUUUGAUAGCGAAUCUUUUAAAUUUUUAGCGGCUCUUAAACAAAACGUCGCGUUUACCGAGGAUGAAGAAAAAAGUUUUUCAGAAAGCUGGAAAACCUCUGUAAAAGAGUCAGAAAGACUAGUCGAAUAUUUGGUAACGCGCCCACAUCACAGCAUUAAAGAUACUUUAACAUUAAACAAUUCUCGAGAAAUAGUAUUGCUCCUUUCCAAACCACUUGCUGAAAUUGGACAACUCAUUGAGAUAAAUAUUAAAAUGAUCGAAGAUAAACAAACGGAAAUAGAAAACUCUAACAAAACCAUGGAGCAACUCGAAGGCAAAUUAUACAUUCCUCAAGUGGAUCUUGAACCAAUAGCAUUGUCACAUCCGAGCACUAUAUGUAAUGAAUGCAAAACACAUUGUCAUCCACACUGUUUUUUGCCAUUUGCUACACAAAACUCGAUAGGCAGUAAAUUUUUGUUACUCUGUUCAGCUAUAAAUUAUUUCUCAGGUACUUGCAAAAUAUGCGAGUGUCACCGGAGUAAACAUGCGUAUGUUAACUAUGAGAAUAAGCAAGUAAUCAAAGAUGUCCUUGAUCCAAAAAUAGAACAAAUUUCCAAAAACCAAAAUGAACAAGAAAGAAAAAUAACAAUUUUAAAAAUAUAUGAAGCAAGAAGUAAACAGCUGGAAAAAGAAAAAGAGACAAUAGAAGAGAUUAAUCUAAAGUUUGCUCAAUUUUUGCGGCAAAAUGCAAUAACUCCAUUUAAUGACGCGUAUGCAGAUUAUUUGGAUCUUUUUAUACGCGAGGAAGGACGAAAGAGAGGCGAAGAUCCUAAAAAUUAUAAUAACAAAAUUCUCGAAAGACUUAAAAAAACGAAAGAGACUUACUUGCGAAAAAUAGAAAUCAUUAAACAGGCAAUUGAAAAAAAAGACAACUCUUUGGCUAAAAUUUUGCCAAAAGACAUUAGUAAGUUUGAACAACAAUUGUAUAAUCUGGAAAUCAAUGGUUCAACGUUAAAAAAAAUUAAAAAAGUAACGGAACAAAGUCAUGAUAAAGAAUUUAAAUAUCGAGAAAUCCACUAUGACCUUAAAAACAAAAACAAACGUGGGUAA
Ambispora gerdemannii is the source of this 3465-nucleotide messenger RNA. The record is from the annotation of a GenBank genome assembly. NCBI's taxonomy places the organism in Eukaryota, Fungi, Glomeromycota, Glomeromycetes, Archaeosporales, Ambisporaceae.